Messenger RNA from Procambarus clarkii (red swamp crayfish), 4075 nucleotides. RefSeq lists its product as uncharacterized. NCBI's taxonomy places the organism in Eukaryota, Metazoa, Arthropoda, Malacostraca, Decapoda, Cambaridae. The record is from RefSeq and is a predicted model, not a curated record. Gene Ontology annotation, molecular function: odorant binding.
CGCCUCCCUCCCACCCCGCCCCGCCUCCCACCAGUUGGGUCGGCGAGUGUGUGUUCUACAUGUUAUUCACACCUGUCGCUAAUGCAACUAAAUGGCGAUAUACAAGAAUGUUCGUUGCUGUGUGUCUGGAGCAUAACUCACAAGGCGGACGAGAUGACACAACAAGAAGCUAUAGGGAGCACAGGAUGCAGAGAAUGUUCCAGGAUGACGGGUCAUGUAACAAGUGAUGUGACAGCUGCGCACUUACACACAAUGACACAAUAAUUCACCGUCGAGGUUUACAUGUAAGCAAUACAUUAUAUUACCGUGAUGGCGCCCCUGCCAGCCGAGCACUGCGUGUCACACAAAGAGAACACUUUUUUAAACCUACACCGACAAUCUGGCAACUGAACAACGGCCGUGUUAUAUAAAUGGAGCACAACUUUCCUGGCGCCAUACUUGACCCAACUAGGGACUGAGAAAUCAACAUGGAGAAGAUAUUGUUGAUGUUAGCAGGGGUACUACUGUCUACCGUGUCUGCCCAUCCACUCCAUGAACAUGUGUCAGGCAAGUGUGGUGCCUUGAGUUCUCUCCGGAGGGGUCGUCUCCUGCUGCGGGAGGUGGUGCCCCGCUGUCUCACCUCCGCCAGGCCUCCCACCAACGUCCGCAAUGCCUUCAUGGAGUGCGCCGCCAGGGUAAAAAAAAAUAUGGUUGGGAUUCAGCAGGAAGAGAAACCGGACUCCCUCAACUUGGCUACACAAGGGGUGGAGGAGGCGGUGAAGGAGCAGGUGGUGGGGUGUGUGGUGGAGCACCUACAGCUGGCGCAGGAGGAGGGAACCCUGGACACCACCAAGAUACAGCAGUUGGUCUCCACCAUUGAAGGAGACAACAAGGGGAAGGCCCUAUACCUACAAGCAGUCAUCAUGACCUGCGUCUCCAGUAUCCCUUCAGAUACCAACGCUACCCAGCACGUGAUGGAGGCGAUGGAGUGUGUACAGAGGGAGGCAACCGGGUACUGUGAUGUAAGAACUGCGCUGGCCAAGCAGUGGCUCCAGAGUGAGGGGGAGGGGUCAGUGUGUAGCCGUGUCAUGGUCACUCCUCAGUAUGCGGAGGCUUGUCGAGCCUGCGGAGAGGCUCUAGGAGCUGACGGUAUUACAGCCUGUGGUCUAGUGGGUGGUGGUGAUGCCGAGUCUCACAGUCAAGGCUCCUCCAAUGCCACCGACAAGAAUAAACACGAACAGAUUGUAUCUAUGGUGCGUAAGUGUGUCAGUGAGAAACUAGGUUGGUACAGCAAAGAAGGUGGGCUCAAUGUGCUUGCUCUGAGGGACCUCGUCACUAAUUUCUCUGGCUGGCAGAACAUUCCAGAGGAGCUGAAGAACGUUGCAGAUGCCAUCGUGAGUUGUGACCCAGAGACUGGCGAGGGAGGAGAAGUGAUGAGUGCUGCUGAGCGCUGUACACUCUGGAAAGCCUGUUUCUUCCCCAAGUAUUUUGGCGUCUGUGGCUUCAAGAACAACCUGACAUCCCUAUUCUUCCCGGAUUACAAGCAGGAGAUGGAGCACGAAGUUCAGCUUUUCAUGAGUCAAAUAAUUGACUUCAGUGAUGACACCAGUGACCUACACCAACCUCAGGGGCAUGAGGACGGCGAAAUGGUGGACGCUGGCUUACUGGAGACAUCACCGGAGAAAGACCAGACGACUGACUUGACGGAGGUAGAUGUUGAGCGGGAUGCAGAAUCAAUGACAUCAGAAGGUGAAGAAUCCAUGACAUCAGACAAUACGCAAACCAUGGCUUUAGAUGACACAGAGGACAUAUCAGAAGGUCAGCAUCCUGCAGCCACAUCCUCUCAGAUAAAGGAUAAGGACUCUCCUUUCCCUGGGAGUUUAGAUAAAAAAUCCAAAGAUAAAUCUACUGAGAAAUCUAGCGAAGUCUCAAGCAUAAAUCCGGUUGAAAUUUCAGCCGAUAAAAAAUUAGACCAUGAAUCCACAGAGAAACCCAACAAGAUCGCAAGUGUUAAUCCAGAAGAAAUUUCAGCAGAUGGAAAAUAUGAUCACGAAUCCACGGAGAGCCCUAGCGAGAUUACAAAUGUAAAUCCCACGGAAAAGUCGGAAGAAUUGGGUGAAACGACAACAGAGAGUGUGUCUGACAUCUCUCUGCAGCCGGACGAGAUCCCGGGGAAUGGCGAGAUUACAGAGACUGAAGCUUAGUUCAUCUUAAGUUGAACCAAGCCAUUCUAGCUUAGUCCAUCCAUGAAUAGCCCAGCAUGACACUCAGUGCUGCUCAAAAUUAUCCUACUCUAGCUAUCCUAACUUGAUAUGGCUGUCUUAACCUAACCCACCCUAUUCAAGCAAUGUGCCCAGUUCAUUCUAACCCAGUUAAUGCCCUAUCCUUUCAGCUUAGCCUAGCCCAAUAUAGACUAACCAAAGGUAACAUAGGUAAGUUCAACCCACUGAUUUCAUUUAAACUAGUUUACAGAUUGUGUACACAAGGAAAAUUUCUAAUAUCAACAGUAAUGGCAAACCAAUGAUUGUAGAGAAACUAAAUGUCAAAAUCCACAAAAUUUAUUUUAAUGCAUGUAUUAAGACAUGUAAGUAAAACCUGAAAUUCCUCAUAAAUUACUUGUUUUAAUUAUGACAGUAAAUAAUGAUAGUACUGAAUUUAUACGUGCCCCAUUAUGGGGAAUUUGAUUGCAAAAGUAAGAAACUGACAGUAGGUAGGAAUUACUUAAACUUAUAUUAUGUUUCCACCACCGAUUUAUCACAAAUACAGAACCAACUAAAAGUAUUGUUUACCAAGUUGAAAGUUUUAAGUAUAGUAAUAAGAUACUAAAACCUAUUUCACACUAUACUUAAGGUAAAGAACCUAUAUUGAACAAUUCUUUAUCCUGCUACAUGUACAGUAAUAUGGUUUAAAAGUGCUUAAUGUAUACAUAUAUUACCUAAAGCAAUAAUGUAGUAAGGGAAGGUAACUAUAAGGAGAAAGCACCAAACCAUUAUGAUUAUAAAGCACUUGGAAGGGAUCAGGAUAAGGAUUUGAGAUGAGGCGGGGGUAAGGAAUGGUGCCCAAGUUACUUAAUGUUCAAAUCCCGUAUACUCACAUGAAUGUUUAUAAGCUAAGGUAAUUUUUAAUUUUAAUUUUUAGUAACUACCAAUUAUACACGAUCUAAGUCCUAAGGGCAUGAAUGAACUGUAUAGGUACAUUUGAGGCUAAAAAAAUUUAUUCAUUCAUUAAAUGUAAUCGCCAACCUUAAAACUGUUUAGGUUUUAGGGUUGGCUAAUGUUAACAAAAGAUGCUUAUAUGUACGUGUAUUAACUUUACAUUGUUUAAAACUUUCGUAGUUGUAAUAAUGUAUACCCACUCUAAAACCAUUAAUACUCAACAUGUUGCCUUCAACCUAUCACUGACCAUCUGAUAAACAUUGGAUUUACUUUAUAAUUUUUAUGAUGACCUAAUUGCAUUGUACCUCAAUAAUUUUGUCGCCAGGUUUUUUCAUGGUAAGUUUGAACUUGUUUUGAUGUUAUAAGUUACAAUCUAUUAAAAGGAACUGCAAUAAAGAUUUGUCUAUCAUCCUUUUGUAAAACUAAAAUAGGAUAUUUACAUUAACACUUUGACAGUCAAGCCUUUCCACGCAUUCUCGACUUUAAACGUUCUGGGAUCCCUGGGCUGGUUAGCGAUACAAAAAAUGUUUAGUCAUUGAACGUUUUCUAAGCUGUUUGUUGAGUUAUGUCUAGAAAUUGUCAAAAUAUUCAUAUUAAUUCCCUAGAGCAGCGUUUCUCAACCAUGCUUCCACGAAAGGUCACUAUGGGUCCCAAGAGAUAUAAACAGGCUUAGGUCUGGAAUUCUAUUAAAGAUUAUCCUACAAUUCAUAGACAAGCAAUAAAUAUACAGUAUUGUUACAUUUUCAACUUCUUACAUGUGUGAACACACUUUUUCUCAUUUAACCAGUAUCAAAAGCAGACACAAAUCAUCUUUCAGCUGAAAAUUAAAUGUGUUAAUCCAAAGUUUGACUCUGAAUUAUGUAUUUGUGUACCAAAAGUUUUCACAUUACAAGCAAAUUUCAUUAUUAAAUUAACUUUAAAAAAAAUUAUCUUGACCCAAA